AGAGUGUUGGGCUAAACUGAGAUGGCCUGCCCUGCGAGCUUAGCCCACUUCUGCUGAGGCCCACCGGAGAGAGGUGGCCUCUUUCUCUCGCAGAGCCAUUUCAAAGCAGCAGGCACGCAAGGCUGCUCGUGACAGCACAGCGUGUGAACGUCACAGACCAGCUCGUGUGUUUGCACCUCCCCUCGUUAUGACCUGUACAAACCGUGUCCUCGCCUGAUGCAUCUCGCGUGUUGUGAGGAGUAAACAGAGUGACCUGUGGCCAGCACUUUGCACGUGGACAGCUUGGAACAAGCCCUUGGGAAGUGCUCACCGUCGCCCGGCCCAUGGCUGCUUGCGCCUGGGACCGUGUUUACCCCAAGCCUGUUUAUCACGGCCAUUUGCCUCCAGAUGAGGGGGACGUUGCCACAUGUUAGCUAGGGCAGUUUACUGUCUAGGCUGUUUUCUAAUCUGUAAAAUUGGGAUAACGAUAGCACCUACUUCUCGGAGUUGCUUCAAGGACGGAUUACUUGUGCAAGAGAGUCGGGCCUGUCCCUCGGGACUGGAGCUGCCCGCUGUGUUGCUGGAGAUGGAGCGGAGCCGGCGGGCCCAGGAACAGCUCCUGUGGGACUUGGAGCUGCUGACUGGGGCGGGGCUGGGCCUCUUCUGGCCCCCCCGGGCCCAGUUCUGCGGUCUGAGGGACCGGGCCCAGUGUGCAUGGAGCCAGCGCAGCAAGCCCCGUGGUAGGAUGGGUAGGGGCCCCGAGCAGCCGAACAGCUGGAGUUCCAGGCCAUGCCCAUUGCCUCAGGCUGGGGACUCCCUGAGCCAGAACCAUCAGCUUCCUGAGGGGGGGCUGGCGGUAGUCCCAUCAUCAGCCCUGGAUCUGGGUGAAGCUGCGAGUCACAGAGACCCAAGGCGGGCGAGCCCUGCUCUGCCUGCAGAGUCCACACCUGGCUGCCUACAAGAGCUGAACCCCACCACCAGCUUUGGGGACCCAGGAAGUUCUGAGUUCAAGAACCUGGCCCAGAGGGCAGAGAGGAGACAAGCAGGACCCACAACCCAGAGGCCCUGUCAACAGCCAUCCGUGAAUGUAGGCGGUCGAAAGCUCACUCAGGGAGCCCCAAGGCUCUCAGGCCUGCCCUCCUGGGGCCUGCCAGAACCCCAGGGUCCCCUGGAGGGGCUGGGCUGGAGCCUGGGCCGAGAGAGAGCAGAACUUCAGAAACUGCUGAGGAUUGAGAUUCCUCAGAGGCAGAGAGAGGGGGACCCUCAGGAGCAGAACGAAGAGAGCCCCCAGGGUCAGAGAGGGGAAGCCCCCCAGGGGGAGAGCAAAGAAGUUCCUUCGAGACACAGAGAGAAGACACACCAGGGUCAGAGUGCGGAGGCCACUCAGGCUCUGAGGGAGGAGGUCUCUGAGUAUCCCAGGUGUGAGGCUCCCCAGAGUGAGAGGAGAGAGUCUCCUCAAGGUCAAAGAGGAAAUAGCCCUAAGUGUCAGAGAACGGAGGUUUUCCAGGAGCCACAAGAGCCAGAAAUGAAGACCCUUCAGACUUCCCCAGGCCCUAACUGGGAGGUGGCUGAGGGAGAGGUGCCUACACAACCCCCGGAGGAAGGCGGCUCCCUGGGAAUUUCUAGGGAUCUCUGUAGGUCCCUGGGAGAACAGAUGCCACAGCAAAGGGGUAGGGAGAGCCCUGGCUCCGGGGAAAGGGCCGCCCAGCGGCGAGAGUCAGCACCGGGCGCGGGAGAGCAGAGGGCCGCCGGGGAGCGGGUACGGACUCCCCUUCCAUCCCCGAGGCCCCCGACCCGGUCGCUGCUCCCAAGCCCAGGGGCCGAGACGCUAGAGGCCCCAAGCACUGGGAGCUCGGGGCAGCAGGAGCGCCCCGCAGCUCCCCGGGGGCACCCAGGGCUGGUGCCCGACCCGCACGGGCUUCAGGACCGGGAAGAAAGCCCAGGCCCGGCGGAGCAGGUGCCGGGCGCCGGCGGGGAGCCGAGGGGCGACGCGGAGGCCCCCAAGGCCACGAAGGCCGCGUGGCCCUGGCCCCCGGGCAGGGAGAAGGCGUCGGCGGGCGUGAGCGCGAUGCAGCAGGAAACCGCUCUGCAGCGGCUGCUGGAGCUGCACCGCGCGGCCAGGCGCCGGCGGCGGCAGGAUCGCGAGCAGCAGCGGCUCCGGGUCUUGGAAUGCCUCUGCAUCGCCAGGAACCGCCACUGCCGGGUGCACCCUCUGGGGCCCCCACCCAGCCCAGCUCAGCUCCAGCCACAGGCAAGGCUCCCAGAAGGCGGUGGCGUCACCACUAUCUGGGCCAGGGCGGGGGGAACUGCACACUUGCACUGA
Molecule: messenger RNA, 2302 nt
Organism: Lynx canadensis (Canada lynx)
Lineage: Eukaryota; Metazoa; Chordata; Mammalia; Carnivora; Felidae
Product: glutenin, high molecular weight subunit PW212-like
Exons: 9
Coding region: 407-2302 (631 amino acids)
Source: RefSeq, a predicted model, not a curated record